CUGUCACAGGCGGUCGAUCUGUGCCCCAUAUCAUGCACCCCUGUGGAGAGCACUCCUUGUCGGCCCUCCAACUCAAAUGAAGCUUUGAUCCCGUAUCCCAAUUUCCUUUGUUUCUAAACACAGCCCGGUUAUCUCAAAAAUGAGAAAAAAGAAUUAGUCCAUGAUCCAUCAUGAGAGAGGCAAUCUGGACGUUGUACACUCUUGCGGUGUUGUUGCAGCGCGUCUUGGCAUGGGAGCAUCUCGAAGGCAAGGAACUAGAAACAACACUCGGAGCUCGCGACCGGACACUUGUUGCAUUCUGCCAUUUUUCUAGGGAACACACUCAAGCCUUGGAACCUGAAUGGGCCGCCCUCCAGAAACAAAACCAAGAAGAUGUCUAUGUUAGUAUAGAUUGCUCGCAAGACGCAAAGCUGUGCCAAAAGUACAAUGUCCGAUCAUGUCCGACGAUCCGACUCUACAAACAAGAUGGCUCUUACACUUCCUAUCGUGGUCCGCGAAAAACCCAGCCUAUCAAGUCAUUUGUACAGAGACAGAGUCGCCCCGUCGUGUCUUAUGUGAACGACCAGUCCAUGCCAUCAUUUCAGACAUCAGACGAUAUCACAUUCAUCGGGCACUUUGGGCCUAGUGAGAAACAAAUCAAGGAGGAUUUCACUAAGCUGGCAAAACAGUAUCAUGAUCGAUUUUCCUUUGCCAUUGCCGACUACACUCUCCCGAAGGUACUUGUUGAGUGUUUCAACAAUGUCGACGAAACAAGUCUGUCGGCCGCCAGCAACGACGUGGCCAGCCCUGGGGCGCUCCAAGACUUCAUCUUCAGUUGCUCGACACCACUGAUCCCUGAAAUGACCCGAAGAAACGAAAUGGACUUCUUUCAGUCAGGGAAAAGUAUCGUUUACUUCUUCGCCCAUUCUCAGCAGAAAAAGGACGCCUUUGUCUCCGAUAUUCGACCAUUGGCCAAGAAAUACUACGAGUAUCUUCACUUUGUUACCAUUGACGCAAAAGAGUACGCCGACGCAGCCAAAUUGAUGGGCCUGAAAGAGGGUAGGACAGGUUUGUCGGUGCAGAAUCCCAACAACGGAGACGUCUUUCCUUAUGCUAGAAAGGAAACCAUUUCGGCGGCUGUAGUGGAGGCAUUUCUGGUGGACAUUAUCCAAGGGAAGGUGAAGCCUUGGAGAGGAGAGGAGCUACACCAGCAGGGGCAUGAUGAGCUUUAGAACUGAGGCAUCAAGCAGACUGGCUGUAAGUCAUCGGAUUUGGAGUACUGUAAUAUCUCAAAAGAAGAAAGAUAGGACAUAAUACAAAAAAGAAUCGUGGACGUUAAAGAAGGCAAGAAUGUGGAGCCGAAAAGGAGCCAAAAUGGA
Molecule: messenger RNA, 1358 nt
Organism: Podospora bellae-mahoneyi
Lineage: Eukaryota; Fungi; Ascomycota; Sordariomycetes; Sordariales; Podosporaceae
Exons: 3
Coding region: 171-1211 (346 amino acids)
Biological process (GO): response to endoplasmic reticulum stress; protein folding
Cellular component (GO): endoplasmic reticulum
Molecular function (GO): protein disulfide isomerase activity
Source: RefSeq, a predicted model, not a curated record